Mauremys reevesii (Reeves's turtle) is the source of this 5965-nucleotide messenger RNA. It is a transcript of the gene EYA3, whose product is annotated as EYA transcriptional coactivator and phosphatase 3. Gene Ontology annotation, cellular component: nucleus. The record is from RefSeq and is a predicted model, not a curated record. The transcript has 18 exons. Gene Ontology annotation, biological process: negative regulation of extrinsic apoptotic signaling pathway in absence of ligand; cell differentiation; multicellular organism development. Lineage: Eukaryota; Metazoa; Chordata; Testudines; Geoemydidae. Bases 350 to 2077 code for a protein of 575 amino acids. Gene Ontology annotation, molecular function: protein tyrosine phosphatase activity.
GCUGCCCCGCGCUCCCCGGAACUCGCCCCGGCUCCACAGGCUGACCCGGCCCGGCCCGGCCCCCCGCCCGCACCCGCGCUGAGGAUGAAGAAAGAACCGGCCGAGCCGAGCCGGGCCGCUCCCAACUCCACCUCAGCGUCACUUCCGGCUGAGCGGGGUUCUGCUUCCGGGUUACGCUGCCCUGGCUGGGCUCCGAGCUGAAGUGUUCCUUGCACCGACCCGCCGCUGCCAUGUCCCCCACGGGACGCAUUGCCGGGGCCGGCUCCGGAGCUGCCGCCUCACGGCUUUGAAGACUGCAGAUGAAGACACACAUUCUAACCAUUUUAGCAUAAUAAAAAUAUUAAUACUCAUGGAAGAGGCACAAGACUUACCAGAACAACCUGUGAAAAAGGCCAAGAUGCAGGAAUCUGGAGAACAAAACUUAAGUCAAGUGAGCACCGCAGAAGUCAGUGAUCAGAAAUCUGAAUCUUCAAGCCUUGGCCCAAACCUUCCCAUGUCAAGUGAAAUUCUGACAUGCACUGAUUACAUCCCAAGGUCACCAAAUGACUAUACCUCACAGCUAUAUUCUGCAAAGCCAUAUGCACAUAUCCUUUCUGUACCUAUAUCGGAAACGAUGACCCCUUAUCCUGGUCAGACUCAGUACCAAGCGCUACAGCAGACUCAGCCCUAUGCCAUCUACCCUCAGACAACCCAGACCUACGGACUACCUCCUUUUGGUGCACUGUGGCCAGGUAUGAAACCUGAAAGUGGUUUAAUUCAGACUCCAUCUCCAAGUCAGCACAAUGUUCUUACCUGCACUACAGGGUUGACCACAAGCCAGCCCUGCCCAGCACAUUAUUCUUAUCCUAUUCAAGCAUCAACUACCAAUGCUAGCCCAGUCUCCACGUCCUCGACUGUUAUCAAUAUUUCAACACCAGCUGUAGCCAGCAUCUCGCACCAGGACUAUCCUACCUACACAAUUCUUGGCCAAAGCCAGUACCAGCCAUGCUACCCGAGUUCUGGCUUCGGGGUUAUAGCGCCAGCAGACAGCAGCAUGGAGAGUACCACGUUAGCAACCACCACAUAUCCAAUUGAAAAAGCAAAUGCCAUGGUGCCUACGCGGACAGCGCAGAGACAUUUAUCUGGAGAUCCAUCCACAAGUCCAUCUUUGCCAAGAGCAACAGCCAGUAAAGAGUUAGAUGAGCAGACUAGGAAAAACAUGGCUGGGAAAAACAGGGGCAAGAGGAAAGCAGAUGCCUCCUCCCUUCUGGACAGUGAACUGGAACGAGUGUUUCUGUGGGACUUGGAUGAGACCAUCAUUAUUUUCCAUUCCCUUCUCACAGGGUCGUACGCCCAGAAAUAUGGAAAGGACCCAACUCUAGUGAUUGGCUCAGGUCUGACAAUGGAGGAGAUGAUUUUCGAAGUGGCCGACACACACUUAUUUUUCAAUGACUUAGAGGAGUGUGACCAGGUGCACGUAGAAGAUGUUGCAUCAGAUGACAAUGGACAAGACUUAAGUAACUACAGUUUCUCCACGGACGGCUUCAGUGGCUCAGGAAGCAACGCAAAUCACAGCUCCACCGUUGGGGCGCAGGGAGGAGUGGACUGGAUGAGAAAACUGGCUUUCCGCUACCGCAGAGUGCGAGAGAUCUAUGACAAGCACAAAAGCAACGUUGGAGGCCUCCUCAGCCCACAGAAGAGGGAAGCUUUGCAGAGACUACGGGCUGAUAUAGAAGUGUUAACGGAUUCCUGGCUGGGAACUGCAUUAAAAUCCCUACUUCUCAUACAGUCCAGAAAAAAUUGUGUGAAUGUCCUGAUCACGACAACACAGCUGGUGCCAGCUCUCGCCAAAGUUCUCUUGUACGGCUUGGGAGAAGUGUUCCCCAUUGAAAAUAUUUAUAGUGCUACAAAAAUAGGUAAAGAGAGCUGUUUUGAGAGGAUUGUGUCACGAUUUGGAAAGAAAGUAACAUAUGUGGUGAUCGGAGAUGGGCGCGAUGAAGAGAUAGCAGCUAAACAGCACAACAUGCCCUUCUGGAGGAUCACGAACCAUGCAGACCUUGUGUCCCUUCACCAGGCCCUCGAGCUAGACUUCCUGUAAGAAGCUGAGAGGAGCAAAUGUAGCUCCUUUCAAGCCUCUCUCCAGGAGGGGCAGAAAUCUUGUCUAUCUCGGAGCUUUCUUUUCACCUUGAUGAAGAAAUGUAGCUAAUGCAAACUGUACAGUAGGAGGUGACACCCAGUCACUUCCUCAGGAGCACGGGUACUGCCAGGAACAAAGGGGUUUACCCAGAGCAGCAGACACAGUAUAGCUACAGUCUUUAAUUGUUCUCUGUUUUAUAAAGAAGGGAAUGGCUGGAGCUAAGGAGCUCUAGCUGGUAAUCUCCAGAGAUUCACUGUGCAUAUCCUUGUGGUAAUAUAAUAGCAGCAGACUUUUGUAAGAUCCUUCUCCCAUUCUAACCAACUUAGUUAUAGAUCCCACAGUGAAUGUAUAGACAUUAUUUUUAUAGAAAAGAGUCUAGCAUCUGGGGCAGGGUUGAACUUUCCCCAUCUUGCAAGGCCAAAAAGUCUGUUAAUUUUUCAUGGGAAAUAUUAAUGAAAAUGACAAAUAUACCUCUGUCACUGUGCAAAUGAGCCCCUCCCCUACCCCGUCUGUUCAGAAGAGUUAAUUUAGUGCCAUUUCUUAGGUUGUUUUGUUCCAAGCAGCUUCACUGAAUAGUAACAAGGGAGAAGGGCACGUAUCCAGGACUUGUAGUUCCCUGUAUAGGAAAAGGUCGGCUUUCCUAGUGAACCCUUGGAUCUCUAUUCAGUCACCACACACCCCUUCCCUUGGGCUCUGUCUCCCAGCUAAGAAUUACCAAAUUCUAGCCUUGCCAAUGGCCAGUGAUCUGGACUACAGAGUGAUGGGCACUAUAGGAACAUGUGCUGUAUUUCAUUCAGCACUGCCGAUGUGGUGGGAGGUUCUUCACUUGGCCACCAGUGAUUUAAGGCACAAUUAUUCUCACGAAUUAUAUUAGGAAAGGAAAUGUCAAUGGGCUUUCUGGGCUGUUUCUCCCAGUUCUAUCCGUGUCCAGUAAUUUCCUGUCGGCAGAAUCAGGUUCAGUUGCUUGGAUUUCUUUCCACUACACCCCAGCCCCAGUUACACCCAACAAAAAUCCAUUUGUCAGUGGAAUUCUGUUUUCUAGGACAACCGAGACGGAGAGCCACUAGCAAUGAGUGGAGACAUUCUCCUACCCACCCCCACUGCACCCAGACACGGAUAGUAGUUACAGUGACCCUUCUGCUAGGGCGUAAGUGACAUCAGCUCCCAGUGAGAAGACCUGUAUCUUAGCACCACCCUGCUCAGUACCAGCCAUGCGUUAGACCUUGGAGAUUGUCACCUCCAAGUCAGGGGCUUCAUGUCAGAGGCCAGUUCCAGUGUUAGCUGCAGGGCUUUGUUCUGCAUAGCUCUCCCCAUCCCAUGUGAAAUUCUUCUGCCUCUUUCCUAAGCAUGUGCCAUGGCAGCACCGGAACAUGUAGCUACUUGGAGGUUCCAGUGUACAACGUAGGAGCCUCUCAUGCCCAGCAGCAGCACAUCCUCUCUGCUGUUCGCGCUCAGCUGGGAUAUGAAAGGUUCGAGGUAUCUGGAGGAUCCCAUCUUUAGACAUCCUGAGCAUCCUAGACAGCCCUUGAUCCCUGAUCUGGAACCUGUAGAGGGGAUGGUCUGGGAAGCUCAGCACUUUACUCCAAAGAGCUACACACUGAGAAGGACGCUGAGCAGCUGCAUGUUUUGGCCAUGGUUACCAAAGUGUCUGACCUACUCCCCCAUGCCAUCAAGCUCAUGCAUGUCUAAGGAAAUCCACUGGCAGUGAGCCCUGUCUGUGCCAGAGACACUCUCUGAGAAUUCGGCAUUAUGGCUAGCACCAGCUCAGCUGCACGGGUAUUGGCAGUGCUGGAGCCUCCUGUGGAGAGCCCGCUGUCAGCUCUGAACAGGGUCAGGAGAAACAAUGACUGAAAAACUGGUGGCAAGCAGGUGGCCCCUCUAUACUAGGGCUCCCAACCCUGCUAAUCCUGGGACAGCUGGAUGGGUUUGCUAAUCUAGGCAGAGACAACGUGAGAACUGGGAAAGCAUGGGAGUCUCUGGAUUUCAGGUAUAUUUAUAUCUUUGACCUCCUUGAUAAAACAACUACUAAGGAAUGUCAUCUCCCAACUGCCAAGGGGAGCUCUGGGACCAGGAACCUGCCUUUCUAGUACUAGCCACUCAUUAGGCACUAGCUUUGCACUCUGACCUUAAGCUGAUAUACUCCAAAGCUGGGUGCAUUUGUAGCUGACUCCCCAGGAAACUUCUUCCAUGUGUUUAGUGCCAUGUACAUAGAAGCCAUUCAGUCUGGGAAGCAUCUUCCCUGGUAGAGAAUCUGACACACCAGUUUCAAUGGUGAGUAGUUACUUUAUGGCUCAUUAUAUGGGAAUUGUCCUAAUGUUUGGAAAUACGUCUGUAUUUGUAACUACUGCUCUGUUCCCUGCAUUGGCGGCCUGAGGGAGGCUACCUGGUCAUGUAGUGUUCAGAUACACUAACGUCUCUCGCUCGUGUUGCGCCAUUACCCCAGUGAGGUUUACACACUGACAUUGGGAGGAGAUCCCAUUGUCCCUGCUCUCCCUAACAUGUUGUGUGCUGGGGGAGAAGGACUGGGCAGAGAAGGCAUGCGCUUGCCUGUGGUGCCUGUGCGUUUGGGGAGACUAGAGGAGUGCGGCGAGGGGUGUCCGAUGUGUGACAGGAGGUACUGGAGUUGCCCUGUUCUCAGCUCCUUAAAGCACCUGUUUGUAAAAUAAAGCCCAUAGAAGAGUUAGCUACUACAUUAACCACCGAGAAUGGAGAGGAGCCAGCAGGAAAUUAGCCACAUGAAAAUGCAUCGUUUCCAAAGACACAGAUGCUGUGUGCAGCUGAAGAUGAAGUCUUCAAAGGAUGAUGAUCAAAGGAGAGUCCGUUCUGGUUUCCAUAAGCAUCUCUCGCUGGUGAGGGUCACCAGCUGGCCAGAAGCUCUCUUGUAAACAUGCUUGAGGCACUUUGUCCUGUGAAACUGAGCCUGUUUGGAACACAUGUCAUAUUUCAGUGAGCUUAAUUUGGGAUUUGAAACCUGUGCCUUAACCGUGGGAAACUCCCGCUUCACUUCAGUCAUUGUACAAAGUAGAACUGCAGGGGAGCCCUGCCUUGGGGGGGAUCCCCCCGGUGUUCGUAGUGAGCAUAGAAGCCAAGGUACUGAGCAAUCAGAUAGCUGGCAGGCUUUGCUUUGUGUUUACUUCAGAUUAUUUUAAGGAACCUUUAAGACCUCAGCAAAAUUUAGGCUGAGUGUGAAACUAUUGCAGCCAGUGACAUUUCUUAAUGAUAUUUAUACGAUGUCUCCUCGAAUGUAUGUAAAAUACUUUUCUACCAGGAGGUUGAUGGUACAUUUCUGUGUUACAUUAAUAAAGGUUAACCUGGCUGUUUUAUUCUUUCUGUGGCUGGCUGCAUUUGUGAGACUUGUCCCUUCUCUAGGGAGCUGGCAGGCGUGGGAUUCUCUUCAGAAGAGGAUCGUUUGAAAAUGCCUGCUGUUUUGUUGCUUUUUGAUUAUUUUCAAUUUGACUGUAAUUUAACCAGCAACGUGUCAAAUUCUAAAGCUGGAAAAGUGGCACAGCCCUAAGAUGCUCCUUCUGAGUAUUCCUGUGCCCUCCAGGCUGAGUCGGUAAAGUCUGUGUCCUCAGCUUUGCUGUAGCCCUGUUACUUUAAAAACCAGCCUAUUGAUGCUUGCUGGUUCCCAGUGCCCUGGCAGGGCUGCAUUACCCCUUUGUACUCGAGUAUAUUAGCAAGCAGGUGGUUCCCUCUGGACCCACCAGAUGCCUUACACAGAACUAGGUGUUGGUUGCAGUGUAUGUAUGUGACUGAGGGCAUUAAUGGCUGGAUUCAGUGACCAGUCAUGUUCUGUGAGAUGGGAACUGUCCUAUAAACUGGAAAAAUAAAGACUAUUUUCUGUAAUAA